Messenger RNA from Trypanosoma brucei brucei TREU927, 1242 nucleotides. RefSeq lists its product as hypothetical. The coding region runs from base 1 to 1242 and encodes 413 amino acids. The record is from RefSeq and is a predicted model, not a curated record. The transcript has a single exon. NCBI's taxonomy places the organism in Eukaryota, Euglenozoa, Kinetoplastea, Trypanosomatida, Trypanosomatidae.
AUGACGCACUAUGUUGAUAGUGUAUUGUACUGGUUCCCCACGCUGGUACUUGUGGUUUGUAUGAUUGUGCUGAUCGUCACCGCGGUUGGUUUGAGUCUUGGGAAGUUCUGGCGGGGCUUAUCAUCGUGGUCAUGGCGUCGUAUUUUUUCCCUAACACGCAUGUCGAUGCGUCAAACCACAUUUCGUGCAUCGAUGAAUGCAGAAGAGGCGGUGGAAACGGCACUGCGGAAGGCUGGCUGGAAGCACGUUUUCCUCCGCCGUCGCGUCUUCGUGCCGCGGUUGCAACACAAUCGUGAAAUUGAUGUUGUGGCUGUUGGACCCGUGGUGCUGGUGGUGGAAGUGAAACACUGGCGUGGCUCCGUUUGGUGCAAUGGCCAGCGCUGGUUUCAACAGGUGCAUAAGACUGCGCGGGCACUCGAGUUUGAAGACAUUAGGGAAGAUAACGUUGUAAAGGCGGCUGCACUCCGUCGACAUAUCGAAAACGAUAAACGUGUACCGCUUCCAGACUUCAAUUUACUUUCGGACUGUCUGCAGGAGAGUGAAGGGGAUGGAACAUGGUAUGAGGACCGACGUCUCCACAAACAAUGCGGCACCGUCAUCAUCCCCGUAGUAGUGUUCACGAACCCACUGGUUCGCUUGGAUCCCAGCACGGUUAAGCAAAAGGAUGACGUAUUUGACUUGCCCGGGUUAGAGAGGUAUGCAAGAAACCUCCUGUACAACACGCGUGGAGCGUCAGUCUUUGACUAUUACAAACAGCGCGUUGAUGAGUUUUUGCGUCCUAUAUUUAUCGGAAGAAGUAUAACACCCGAUACUUAUUGCCUAUCUUUUUUUACUGAAGAAAAAGUGGCCCGCGUGGUCGAGCGUAUGCGCACGUGGGACAUGGUUUAUCUUCUUAAUGGGCGGCUGGUUCAUGGGGAUAUUGUAUCUUUUGGGCUCCCCUCUACCAACCGCCAUUUUGUGCGUCAGCAGAUAUCUGAUGUGGAGAUUACAUGGUUCGAUGGUUUAAUUGGUUUUGCGCGAACCAUGUGGAUGAACAGUGGUGGAAUGGUCAAAAUUACCCUUUCAAGUCCGCGAAAGAGGAAGGUUUUUAGUUUUCCUCUAAUGCCGCGCCACUUGAAAUCCAUUUAUAAGAACGACCGACUGGUGCUUAAGUUGGCGGGUACGACCAAUUUGGAGGAAAUACCUUUGGCGGAUAUCGCGACACUCCGGCUCAGUCAGCACCGGGAAACGGACGGAUCCUAA